Messenger RNA from Talaromyces amestolkiae, 2511 nucleotides. RefSeq lists its product as uncharacterized. The transcript has a single exon. The record is from RefSeq and is a predicted model, not a curated record. Lineage: Eukaryota; Fungi; Ascomycota; Eurotiomycetes; Eurotiales; Trichocomaceae. The coding region runs from base 1 to 2511 and encodes 836 amino acids.
AUGGAUUCAUUCUCCAUAUCCCCGCAACUUCUAUCACCGUCAUCGUCCACCAGACAAAAGUCACAAAGCACCUUUCGAAGCUCCCCCCGGUCCAGUCCGCCUUCUGUCUUCGUCCGUUCCCCGCCGUCUCCACCACCGAGGCCAGAGCCAUUGAACCUCCAGACGCGACGAUUGCAACUGCGGAACGCGCGCUUUCAAGGUGCUCGCAUCUCGCCAAAUAAGGUAGCCUUGUCUGAUCGCUUUGCGACAUCAUGGCGGUCUGCGUCUCCCGCGUCUGAUGCUUCCGUUGACAAAGAAAAUCAAUCGCCUUCUCCUGACAACACCAACAAUAACGCCCUUGAACAAAGACCACACAAUAAAUCCCCUGGAUCCACACGGCGAAGAGUCAGUAUUUUGCAGGAAAUCCACGACUCGUCUCAAAGAGGUCGCAAAUUACGUCGUCCAUCUUUGUCACGCCUCUUUGGUCCGCCGCUCGAUGUAUCGGAUCACCACUCUUCUUUGAAUCAGCGAUAUUCAUAUCGGUCCCCGUCAUCUUUGCGACAGCUGUCUCCUUAUUCUAUUUUGAGAGACAAUGAUGCGGAUCUCGUGACGGCGACCUAUAAUCAGCAGAACCGGUCCUCGCCGCUGUCGACUUUUCAUACAAAUAGACCGAGAAGCAAUAGUCGCGAUAGGACAGAUAGCUACGCAACGGAAAGAUAUAUCGAGCAUCUAGAGGCACAACUUGCCGCGGUACAGAAUCAGUCGAGUCCAAUGCAGGCGUCAACCACCAAACCGCAGGUCUCCAAGCUGAGGGCCCUGAAUGCUGAAAUCAAGGUGCUACGGCAGGAGAUUGCGGAAUGGGAGGACAAGUUUGACGUUCGAGUGCAUGAAGAAGUUGGACUUCGGACGGAUGUGGAAAGUAAGCUUCGAACCAAGAUUAUUUUUCUUGAAGGUCAGCUCGAGGACUACGCUACUCGGAUUAAAGACCUCGAAUGUGAGCGAGAUUUGCAGGCGCAGAAGUUACGGAAUGUAGAGUCUCUGCGAUCUACGAAUCGGGGCCUGGAGAGACGUAUCGAUGUCUUGACGGAGCUGCUCGCACAGUCUCCCACGAGAAUAGAAAGUCGCAGCCCAGAAGUGUCGCCCACCCGCAGUCCUGGUCCUCGUCUGUCUCGACCGAAGUCAAUGCUCCCGUCUGUACCAUUGCGAUCGGAUGUUGUCUACCCAUUGGCCGAACCGAGCUUGAUCGAUCCAGAGGCUGGAGUUGAGAAACACGAGCCGGAGGUUCCUGACCUGAUUCCUGAUGACUCUACUAUUGCUUCUUCAGUGGCAUGUGACUCUCAGCGUUCGUCUACAAUAUCGCAUCCAUCAACAAUCUCAUCGCGAUGGAGUGUUCCUCUUCCUUUCUCACCCGAGUUGCAAGGUAAAACUCCUGUACGGGCGCGAAAUAUGCGGCGUUUCCCAUCCGGGACUUGCACUCUCAAACCUCUGAUAUUACCUACCACUACUACUCCAACACCCACGUCACCACAACGACCGUCACUUACCGGCGAACAUUUCUCUUCGAUUUACAGUCCCGGUUACGAACGAGGCGCGGACAAUGCAACACGAUUCGCGCAAGAAGAAACACUGGCUGCUCUAGAAGGUCGUACAAGCCAUUACCAAGCAUAUGAAGAUGAAGUGUCGGAGCCAGAAGAUGACAAUAUUUCUGACUCUCCAUUGUCGAGACGGUCCGAACCUAACAAUAUGCACUUUGCGACAACACUAGAUUCUGAACUCGAGGAAGCAGAACGAAACGAUGAAUUCAUUAGGCCACAUUCAAGGCAAUCAAGUCAAGCUUAUUCUCGUCUCAAUACCCCUGUUGGGUCAACUCGUCUGAAUAUCUACGGUAGCCACCACACACCCAGGGCGUAUAGGGUACCUUUGUCGGUACGCAAGGGCAGUAGUGCCGAUUUGGAAGCCGGUACUUCUCGAGAUUCGAAAAUGUCAUUUGCUCGAAGGUUGAUUGUAGGGAUAUGGAGGAGGAGCAUCAAGCAACUCGGGCGAGUAUCGUGGUGGGUUUUGGGCAUUCUAUUUGGCUCUGAACAGCGAAAUGAGUGGGCAAAGAGUUCAUCCUCGUUACGUAUGCGCAUGAAACCAGAAUCUCAACAUCGUCCUUCUCAACCUGUCUGUCAUGCAUGUGGCCAGUGUCAACAAACCCACAAACGAGAGGAAAGCAGCACUUCGAACAGCGACAACCUGGACGGCAUCAACCGGACUAUACUCAUGUGGACAAAGCUCUCUGUUGCAAUGAUAGUAGCUUUCGGACGCGCGAUUCGCUACGGGCCUGAAACAGUGCUGUUGGAUACUCGGAACGAUUCAAAAAACGAAUAUCGCCCUUCGUCGUCAAUCCGUUAUAAAUCUUCUCGAAACAAAUCAAUCGACCAGACGAGCUCAUUCAACCUGCGCAAUAACGACGACGAACAUAAUACAUUAGAAGAACAUACAACCUGGCCCACGAGGCCUUUGACAGUUGAAGACUUUUUCAUCAGCUGA